AUGGCGUCGAGCACGCGCACGUCACGUAAAGCAUCCGCCGCAGAGAGAUGCGGCAGGAGCUACGCACGCACUGUGGACGCCGGGGUGAGACUGGAAGCGAGUGGACAUAAGAGGACACGAGGGGACACGAGACAUCAAAGACCUGCGCAAAUCUGCCGUGGACGCGUGCGUGAGGUGAGUCAUAACCGCGAGUCGCCGCGUGGACGCGCCCAGAGCAUCACUGCAGCGCAUCCGUUCUGCGCGUGCGCGCCUCGUGGAUUCCCCCUGAUGCCCUCCUCUGCCUCCCCCUGA
Knipowitschia caucasica is the source of this 291-nucleotide messenger RNA. The record is from the annotation of a GenBank genome assembly. Lineage: Eukaryota; Metazoa; Chordata; Actinopteri; Gobiiformes; Gobiidae.